CGUCGCAGGAUGCUAGCAGAGAGCACGAGCAGGGAACGAGUGCAGAGACGGACGCGACGGACGCGCAAAGAUAUAAAAAAGAUCAUGUCGGGAGCGUCGUCGACGGUAGGCAAGCAGCGGGCGGUGUAGGCGCAGCCGGGUGCGCGUCCGGCGCGCGGAAUGAGCUAUUACACAGCGGCGGGCGUGGGCGGCCCGAGCAGCGGCGUCUGUGGCGGCAGGUACGGUGGCGGCAACAUUUCUCCCGUCGAGGAGGAAUCCACCGACGGCAGCGAUGAGGAGACGGAGCCGGCGAGAUCGUUUCACCGCCGUCUCUCCACCAAUCGAGAUAUCCAAUGUUCGGCUUCGCUAAAAGAAGGCUACCUGUUGAAGCAGACGUGGUCGUUCCAGCGAUGGCGUCGACGCUACUUCAAGCUCAAAGGACGCAAGCUGUACUAUGCCAAAGAUACAACGGCUGUGAUUUUCGAUGAAAUCGAACUCACCGACCUGUGCCUAGCCGAGUGUUCUACGAAAAACGUCAAUCAUAGUUUUCAGUUAAUCACCCCGUUCCGAUCGCUGGUGUUGUGCGCCGAGACACGCCGCGAGAUGGAGGAUUGGCUGGCGGCACUCAACGCCGCCUCACAGAAACGCUUCCACGAGCCGGAUCAACCAGACUGUCUAUCCGGAUGCCAUCAUUGGUAUGCAACUUCACAUGCACGACCAACGUAUUGUAAUGUAUGUAGAGAUGCCCUCGGGGGUGUGACAAGCCAUGGCCUCAGCUGUGAGGUGUGCAAAUGUAAAGUACACAAACGCUGCGCUCCCAAAGCGAUUAACAACUGCAAAUGGACCACAUUGUCUUCUGUCGGGAAAGAAAUCAUUGAAGAUGCUGAUGGUAACAUUGAAAUGCCUCACCAGUGGAUGGAGGGUAACCUUCCGGUUUCCGCAAAGUGCGCAUCAUGCGAUAAAAACUGCGGUUCGGUGCUCAGAUUGCAGGAUUGGCGCUGCUUGUGGUGUCGCGCCACUGUGCAUACGCAGUGCCGACCAUCAUUUCUCGGAGCCUGCCCGCUGGGGGUGGCACGAGUAAGUGUUGUGCCACCUACGGCGCUCCACUCAAUUCAGGAUGAGGCAUGGGAGGCCGUACGCCCGCAAGCCUCCUCGCCACUGCUGGUUUUCGUCAAUUCCAAAUCAGGUGACAACCAAGGGGUUAAAUUUCUACGUAGAUUCAAACAAUUAUUAAAUCCCGCACAAGUUUUUGACUUGAUUUCAACUGGACCACGUUUAGGGCUGAGGUUGUUUCGACAUUUUGAUCCUUUUCGGAUAUUAGUCUGCAGUGGAGAUGGUUCUGUCGGUUGGGUACUAUCCGAAAUUGAUAAAUUGGACAUGCACAAACAAUGUCAGGUUGCUGUUCUUCCACUUGGUACAGGCAAUGACCUGGCACGGGUCCUCGGUUGGGGUUCAUCGUGUGAUGAUGAUACUCACCUCCCGCAGUUAUUAGAAAAAUAUGAGAAAGCAAGCACAAAGAUUCUAGAUCGUUGGAGUAUAAUGGCAUUUGAACGCACAAUAGCAAUGCCCAAACUUUCACUUACUCCUGGUCAACCUGAAGGUUUACUCCAUACUCAAAUCGCACAAUACGAAGAAACCCUCAUUGCACAUCUUCAAAAUAUUCUUCAAUCGGACGAAACUUCCGUUAUUAUUUCAUCAGCAAAGCGUCUUUGUGAAACAGUCAAAGAACUUGUACACCAAGUAUCUACCAGUCCUUUAAUCCGUUGCGAUGAACCUUUAUCUCAGAAAUGUGAGACUCUACAGCACAAAUUAGACAUGUUAGUCAGUACUCUUACUAGUGACACUCCAGUGGUAGAAUCUACACCUACCAAUAUUCAAUUCCACAUGGAUUUUGACGAUGAUGAAGUCGCACGGCAAUGUGGAAGUGCUACCACGUCUGCAACAGCAUCUGGUACAGUUAAAGAAGAUACAGAAAGUGAAAUGUCGUUUGAGAAACGCUCCGAGAAGUCAGAAAAAGAUUUAAGUAACAUCAACUUUCGAAAACAUCGAAGAACUUCCCGCUUUGUAGAGAAAGAGAAAUCAAAUUUGAUGGCGCGUGCAGACAGUUUAAAAAGGGCAAUGAAACAUCUAGUGGAACAUACUGAGCAAGCCGUUGAGGAACGUAAUAAGUGCGUGGCGCAGGCGCAAGCGCAGGCUGCUCAAGAAGCGAUGGAUUUAAACCUUAAAAUGGAUUCGCUUAAAGUCAUGCCAACGAUUGCAGACAGUGGUAGUACAUCUGACGUUAGUUCAUGUGCAAGCCCAACGAGUCAAAGUAGUACAUUAACAGCGCGACUAGUUAAUAUUUCACCAUUACCAGAUAUUAGAAGAGAUUCGGCCAUUGAAGACCCGGAAUUGAUUAAUUUACCUGUCCCACCGGAUUUUGCUGAUAGCAGACGAGCAAGUCAAAUACAAAACAUUCCAGUGAAUGAACAAGUCACAGAACAACUCCUCAAGGACACCUGCAACACCCUGUCGAGUAAACCGAAUGUAGGAUGUUCCAAGGACAACGAUUCUCCGGAAGACUGCCGAAACUACGACGAAGACAAAGAAUGCAGUAGUAUCCUAUCUGCAAUGUCAAAUGAAGAAGUUAGUAUUGCUUCCAUUGACCUGGAUAGAUCCUUCUGUCCUCAGAAAGAUUCAGAUGGAGAAGACCUCAACGGCCAUAUAAAUCACAUCGAUUCGCCGGAAACAGACACCGCACCCAAUUCGGACGCUCUUCAAGGGGAGUCACUCUUUGAUGACAUCAGUUCAAUGCUAGUUCGUAUCGUAGGCAAUGAGUAUGGAUUCGAUCUGGAUAGUCUCGAUACAACCGAGGAGGUCACACCUGGUGACGUGGAACGCCGAAGAAGUUUUAAAUAUGAUUCUAUGGAACGCAAACGGAAAUUAUCCAGGAGUUCGAUAAAAGUUCCAACGGUCGAAGAAUCAUCCACGCAAUUUGGUUUUGAAAAUCCUGCAUUCAUGUCUCAACAUGUUUAUCUUGAGCAGCAAAAAACUGAAGAACAAGUGAGAUACUGCAGUCUGGCGCAGUUUGUUGAAGGUAGUGAUAUAGCACGCAGAUCCUUCAAAAGGAGACCCUCAGGUGGGGCUUGUAAAUCUUAUAAAACCGAAGCGAAUGUCAACCGACAAAGUACCCUAACGGAAGAAACCGAACCCAGCGCUAGAGGUUCACAUUCCAGUUUAAAUAAAAUCGAAGCAGAACUCGCCGAGCAUGAUAAGGAGGAAAAGCCUGAAAGUGAUAAGUUUCCACGGGUUAGUGUAGUGGUGGAGCCACCGUCACCCGAGAGAGCUUACCCUUCGAUAUCCGGCGAUCAAAUUACAAUCGAAAUCGAACCGGAUUUUGAUAUUAAGAAGCUGCUUACAAAGGUGGGCGAUGCGAGCACUAGUGAUGUGAGCAAUAACAGUUCGAACUCGAAUCUUCUCGGAAUCGACAACGAACACUUCUUGACACGGUCGCCAGCGGCGACUAGGCGGAUAUCCUGUUGUAGUAUGUUGAACCCGUCUGAAACUGCAGCAUUAGCAGCGGCAGCUGCCACCAGUAAGUUGUUUUGUUCGGACACAAAUGAAAACAAAAAGAGUCGUGAUAGGAAGGAGCAGAGAGAACGAGAAAGAGAAGAAAAGGAAAGUCAAUCGCAACGAAAGAUGCCGAUUAUUAAUCCUUUAGUCAGAUUACCAACAUGGCCCAAUGUCACUACCGGUACUGGUUUCAUAGGAAAAUGUCUGCUUGCCAAUGCGGAUACGUUGUGUGCUGCUGUGAGUCCAUUGAUAGACCCAGAUGAAACUCUCCUAGAAGGAUUCUUUGAAAGAUGCGUCAUGAAUAAUUACUUUGGUAUUGGAAUUGACGCGAAGAUUUCAUUGGAUUUCCAUCACAAGCGUGAAGAACAUCCUGAGAAAUGUCGUUCAAGAGCGAAAAAUUACAUGUGGUACGGCGUCCUGGGCAGCAAACAGUUGUUACAGAAAACUUACAAGAAUCUGGAGCAGCGUGUUCAACUGGAAUGUGAUGGACAACGAAUUCCAUUGCCGCAUUUACAAGGCAUUGUUAUUUUGAACAUUCCAAGUUUCAUGGGUGGAAUCAAUUUCUGGGGUGGAACUAAAGAAGCAGAUCUAUUCCUAGCACCUUCAUUCGAUGAUAAAAUACUUGAAGUUGUAGCGGUCUUUGGUUCAGUGCAAAUGGCUGCCUCGCGUUUGAUUAACCUACAACACCAUCGCAUUGCGCAAUGUCAGAGUAUCCAAAUAAACAUCCUUGGAGAUGAAGGUGUGCCUAUACAAGUUGAUGGUGAGGCAUGGAUUCAACCACCUGGGAUCAUCCGUAUACUACAUAAAAAUCGAAUGCAAAUGUUAUGUCGCAACCGCGCUUUAGAAAACUCUUUACGCACAUGGGAAGAAAAACAACGACAGAGUAUCGCUGCGCAAGGUAGUAAACAUCGUGCAUCAGUACCUCACGAUAAAGCCCGUUCAAGUUUAACUCGCCAGAGUAUGCCUAGUCAUGUAAAACCAACGUUCCUUGGUGUGCAUAUUGAAAAAGCACGACAGUAUUCAUUCAGUGGUCCAUUGGGUGGAUCUGGAGAAGCAGCACCAAGGCAUUCGAGUGUUACCUUCUUGGAACGACCACUAGUAGGCCGGGAACCAGCGCAUGUUCUAUUUGAUGAAGAAGAACUACGACUUUUGAUAGGAUUCAUUGAAAGUGCAACUGGAUUAGUAAAAUGGAUUAAAAUCUUAGCAAUCAGCUACAACCUGGAAGUGGAUUUAUAUAGUCUGGCAACAAAAGCGGAUAAAUGUUUGGAAAAUAUCCAUCCUGAUGGUAAGAUAUUAAGAGGUCCUGCAUUACGAAUAGAAUUCACAAAGUGUGUUAACUCUGUCAAAACACUAUAUGAAGAAAGCUGUUGUUUACUCCACGACAGAGGUGAUAAAUUAAAACUACGAGAAGACCUCGAAAACAAGCUAAGUGUAAGUUUAGCCAGUAUGGAACUUGAGUUAAGAAAAUGUGUCCUGCAUGACACUCCAACAGGUGGUAUGAUUUAUUUACAAGCAUUACAAGAAGACGCUGAACCAAAACGCAAAGGUUUAUUCUGGAAGAAAUUGCGUAAAGCGUCCAGUGCGCAUUUGCAUCUGCCUCAUCAACAUCAAAGCGCCAAAACACGUGAUGUAGCAUCUUGGGGUACGCAGGAGGUGGGCACAUGGCUGGAAACUCUUCAGCUGGCUGAAUAUAUUGACAGCUUUGUGCGGAAUGACAUUCGCGGGCGAGAAUUAUUAACCUUAGCAAGACGUGAUCUGAAAGAUUUAGGCGUAACAAAAGUUGGUCAUGUCAAGCGCAUUCUGCAAGCGAUCAAGGAUCUCAAUCAAGGUGUGAAUUAGAUGGUCAACACUUUAGUCACUACAACAUUAUUCGCGUAAUACGUAUUUUAUUGAAUUUUUGAUGAGAAUUCCUUACUGUGAUUACUAUUUCUCCAACAUUAUCAACGGCUUUGAUUUGUAUGUGUCGUUCUGAUUCAGUUCGGAUGAUACGGUCGAAUGAAUAUGAAAAUUCUAAAAUGCAAUUGAAGCAAUUAACGAAUGAAUCUCUCACUAGCAAUAUCAAAACGAAGAUUCAGGAUGUAGAGGAUUUAGUUCGGAUUAGAACGACCAAUUUGAGUAAUACUUCAUCCCGAUUAUGAAUAUAUGUUGGUGCCUACUUUUAAUGCUCUAGUGCUAAUUUGUAACGGAAUGAAAAUCGGCCGCGCGUGACAAAAUGGCGCCGAUGUAACGCACGAUGACGAAGACUGAUGCAAUGAUUUUGAUUUUGUUUCGAUAUUCCUUGAUUUUACGCUUCUUUUGAUGUCACAUUUAACCUCACCUUAUCACAACCAUUGACUAUCAUGAUAAUCACUCAUGCGCAUUCCGUGUGCACCGAUUACAAUUGAGAUAGGACAACUUAAACCACUAGACAUAGAGCAAGCAAAACAAAACAAAAAAUUGAAGAAAGUAUUCUUGUAUUAAUCACUUUAAUCGACAGUAUAAGCAUAUUAGUCAAAAACGUAGAAAUCUAUGAUAAUCAUUAUGAAUUGCCUUUCUGAGAUGUCUACCACUCUCUCUACGCUCUGAACGGCGAAGGAAGAUGACGCAGCGCAUUCCUCGAGACACGAAUAUAAUGUUCUAAUUACCGUUGAUAUUAUAUACAUAUUAUAUGAAUCGAUGUUGAAUCAUGUAUAGGUUCGCGUCCCGCCGAUGCAAUAUCAAACGAGUAACAAUAUGCAAAGCUGGCAAUUACGUCAAUAGCCCACAAUCCAUUUAUCUCAACCGAUGAUCUCCCACAAACUCCAUUUCUCUGUAAUCUUCCGGUAGUAUUGUUCAACACACAGGUCAAAACUAUUAUUUGUGGACCUGUUGGUGUCACAAACGAAUUGAACCAAAACUAACUAUACUAAACGUACGAAAAAUGUGUUCAACUCGAAUUAAAAACGAUUUUACACGCAUGGAGUGUGAACAAGAUGGCGCGCGCAUUACGAGUGUUAUGUACUACUUUACCAAUAUUCAUGUUCAUCAUUCCUUGUUAUCCUUUAAACAAGAACCAAACAUAACCUAUAUUUAAAUACAAACCUAACCAACAAAAAUGAAUAACGAUGAAGCAAUUUAAGCACACUUUAGACACGUGGACCAAAGAUAUUAGAAGCAUUUGAUGAAAAACCAAAGGAGGAAGCAAACCCAAAAAUUAUAUAUUUAACAAAUGGUUAUGAACAAUGUAAAACUUUGAAAAUCUCUUAAGCUAACCUUAAAUAACUACCUAACCAAAUAUUAAAUAUCGGUUUUGAACCUGUGUCAAUGCAUUCCGUUGUUGUCUGUAACUUUCAUUUCAUAUUUUGAUCACAAAUCGUUGAUUUACUCUUUAAGACUGCAAGUCCACCAGCAUAUUUCUGUGAUAUUAAUUGCAGUCGAACGCCGGCUGUAUCCUCACACGCACCACCGGGUUUCUCUACCAAUCCUGCUGUCUUUCGCAUCAAUUUAUUAUAAUGUUCUUACGUGAGUUCCUCUUCAGACGCGCGAUUUGAAUCGAUGAUCUUUUUUUGUGCAAGGCAUAGCGUGUUUCUACGACGAUGACGAUGAAUUUACUUAAUUUAGGAAACGAACGAUUAUAUUAUAUCAAGUUUUUUCUUGUAUUGUAUAUUAUCAAAUGUUAUAUCAUUGUAUUGGGGGUGGCGGCCGGCGUGUUGAGCGCGUCGGGUGUUACAAAUGUUUGAAAUAACGAGAACAUUGUAAAGACCUUAAUGUGACUUCUCUUGACAUGUUUGUGGCGAAAUAAAUUAUAUUGAACCACAAUUGAAAAAUUAACUAAUUUUUAUAUGUGUAUGACAUAGUAAUAUUAAAAUUGAU
Molecule: messenger RNA, 7362 nt
Organism: Dalotia coriaria
Lineage: Eukaryota; Metazoa; Arthropoda; Insecta; Coleoptera; Staphylinidae
Product: diacylglycerol kinase eta
Exons: 12
Coding region: 160-5370 (1736 amino acids)
Biological process (GO): lipid phosphorylation; diacylglycerol metabolic process; intracellular signal transduction
Molecular function (GO): protein binding; ATP-dependent diacylglycerol kinase activity
Source: RefSeq, a predicted model, not a curated record